CCUGCCUGCCCUGCCGCCGGUGCAGCCUGGCAGAGGCCUCUGAAAAUCAUUGGUGUCUUUAAGCCCAAAAAUGAGGAGCCGUAUGGGCAGCUGAACCCCAAGUGGACCAAGUGGCUGCAGAAAUUGUGCUGCCCCUGCUGCUUCGGAAGAGACUGUCUCGUCCUGAACCAGGGCUACCUGUCGGAGGCAGGUGCCAGCCUUGUGGACCAGAAACUGGAACUCAACAUUGUUCCCCGCACAAAGGUGGUGUAUCUGGCCAGUGAGACCUUUAACUACAGUGCCAUUGACAGAGUAAAAUCCCGAGGAAAGAGAUUGGCCCUGGAGAAGGUGCCGAAAGUCGGCCAGCGCUUCAACCGCAUUGGUCUGCCACCCAAGGUGGGCUCCUUCCAGCUCUUUGUGGAAGGCUACAAGGAUGCUGACUACUGGCUGCGGCGAUUUGAAGCUGAGCCGCUUCCUGAGAACACCAACCGGCAGCUGCUGCUGCAGUUUGAGCGGCUGGUGGUGUUGGACUACAUCAUCAGGAACACAGAUCGGGGCAAUGACAACUGGCUCAUCAAGUAUGAUUGUCCCCUGGACAGCGCAGGCGUGCGAGACAGCGACUGGGUGGUGGUGAAAGAGCCCAUCAUCAAGCUGGCUGCUAUAGACAACGGUUUGGCCUUUCCCCUGAAACACCCGGACUCCUGGAGAGCAUAUCCCUUCUACUGGGCAUGGCUACCCCAGGCCAAAAUUCCCUUUUCACAGGAGAUCAAGGACCUGAUUCUUCCCAAGAUCUCGGACCCCAACUUUGUCAAAGACCUGGAGGAAGAUCUGUAUGAGCUCUUCAAGAAAGACCCUGGCUUUGACAGGGGACAGUUUCACAAGCAGAUUGCUGUCAUGAGAGGCCAGAUCCUGAACCUAACUCAGGCGCUGAAAGAUGGGAAGAGCCCCCUGCACCUAGUCCAGAUGCCACCUGUGAUUGUGGAAACAGCACGUUCCCACCAGCGCACUGCCAGCGAGUCCUAUACACAGAGCUUCCAGAGCCGAAAGCCUUUCUUUUCUUGCUGGGAGCUGUGGGAGCCACAGGCAGGGCUCGGCCACCUCGGACUAGCAUUACGAGAGGAGCUGGGCACCUGCUGGCUCCUGUGGCCAGGACCUGAUGUUCUGGGAAGAGCGAGCAGGCGUGGCUGGAGGAACCUGCAGCUGAACUGGAGGAGCAAGGCAGGUUGGGCACGGCCCCUCUUCAGCUCUGUCAGAGCUCGGUGCUGUGCGCAUGCAGCCCUGCCUGGGGAGGAGCCCAGCGGGAGGUGUGGAAAGCAGCUACAGGCCUUGGCAUGACUGGGACCCUGCCCAUGCAUCCCUCCCUUGGCCUGCAUGUGGUUCUGAGCAUGCCUGCUUGUAGCUGGAUUUAGCAGGGUCCCCGCUACUGGGCCUGGGAUCCGUCCAGCCCUUCACACCGGCUGCUAGCCCUCCUCUUCCCUGCUGUGCCUGCUGCUGGCUCCCAGGCUGGGAAGGCCUGCUGUGGGUUAUACCACCCCUCCCUGUCCCCAAGGGUGUGCUGUACUCAUCAUUUUCUCUUCUCUGCCCUAACCCCAUGCACGCUGCUUUCCUCAGGGGGAGUUCCUGCUGCCCGCUGGUGCAGUGGGGACCGUAAUGAAAGGCUGUUCUCUGGCUGGGGGCCUCCUAGGAGGGAUGGGGGGGAUAUGUGAGGGAGGACCCCUGCUCCCUGGGGCUGACUGGGAUGCUAUUAGACACUAAAGGGAAGGAGGUGCUGUAGCCUAGCCACCCUCCCUGCAGGUGUGCCUGCAGGAGCUCACCCCUUCCUGGGGGGAGAAGGCCAAGGGGAGGUACAAGCAGCCUCUUGCUUGCUGGCCCUGGUCGAUCCAUUCUGCCAGGUGUUUCUACAGCUGCUCUUGCUUGGCUUUUGCUCUGCUCCCAGCAAGGUCCCUGGCUGCUGUGCAGCUAGUGCCAGGCCAGCCAGUGUGCCCCCAGCCUUGCCUGCCCCUCGGUGCCCUUGAGGGGAAGGGGGUGGCUGGAAGGGUCCUUCCAGCUGCAUGGGUAGGAGUCACAGCAGAGGACCUGUAUGGGGAGCACGCAAGGUCCACAGCAGUGCAGACAAUCCGAGGGCCUGGUGCAGGCACGUGAGGCAGCGGGUUCCCCUCUCCCACAAGCUGCUAAGCUGUUGUAUAAAAUGGUACCAGGGCUUCUGCCUGCAUCUGCUUGCCUAGAGCUAAGGCUUUUCCUGCUGCUGGGGGGCCUUGCUGUCCUAUUUGUCCAUCUUGGGGGUAGGAGAUGAAGGCUGGCUGGGAUGCUGCUGCUUCAGCCUGAGGGGGUAGAGCAG
This is a messenger RNA of Struthio camelus australis, 2317 nucleotides long. The record is from RefSeq and is a predicted model, not a curated record. Lineage: Eukaryota; Metazoa; Chordata; Aves; Struthioniformes; Struthionidae.